Grus americana (Whooping crane) is the source of this 1859-nucleotide messenger RNA. It is a transcript of the gene DAZAP2, whose product is annotated as DAZ associated protein 2. The transcript has 4 exons. Bases 115 to 621 code for a protein of 168 amino acids. NCBI's taxonomy places the organism in Eukaryota, Metazoa, Chordata, Aves, Gruiformes, Gruidae. The record is from RefSeq and is a predicted model, not a curated record.
CCCCCCCCCCCGGGCCCUCCCCCUCCCGCAGCGCCGCAGUGACACCGAGGAGGAAGCGCGCGGCGCGGGCAGAGCGGGAGCCGCCGCCGGAGCCAGCGCCGUCCCGCCGCCGCCAUGAACGGCAAAGGACAAUAUCCCACCCAGCCGUCCUACCCCGUCCAGUCCCCCGCCAACCCCGCCGUGUACCCGCAGACCGUGCCCCUUCCGCAGCCGCCGCCCUACACGGAUGCACCUCCUGCUUACUCCGAGCUUUACCGUCCCAGCUUCGUGCCUCUGGGGGCUGCCACCGUACCGACGAUGUCUGCGGCGUAUCCGGGCGCUUCCGUCUUCCUGCCCGUGGCCCAGUCUGUGGCCGUGGGUCCGAUCGGCUCGUCGGUCCCGAUGGCGUAUUACCCCGUGGGACCGGUUUAUCCUCCGGGCUCGACGGUCCUUGUUGAAGGUGGUUUUGAUGCCGGAGCGAGGUUUGGGGCUGGUGGAACAGCCAGCAUCCCCCCCCCCCCUCCUGGCUGUCCCCCCAACGCCGCCCAGCUGGCCGUGAUGCAGGGAGCCAACGUCUUGGUGACGCAACGGAAGGGAAACUUCUUCCUGGGAGGCUCAGAUGGCGGCUACACUAUCUGGUGAAGAAGGAAGGGGAAGGGGGGAGAGGGGGGGCUACAUUUGUGUAAGGAAAGACAUCACAUACUGUCAGCACUUCUCACGAUGUAACUGCUUUAGUCCAUAUUAACCUGAAGUUGCAGAUUAGACGCACGGCGGUGAGGUGUCUUCCUGGUUCGGUGCCCGGCCCUGCAGGCAAUUUGAAGCGAAACGAUAACGAUAAAACGAUAGCGGCGCCUCCGUUCAAACGGGGAAGGGGCGGGGGGGGAUUAAUUCGCGAAAUGAGCGUGAGCUCAGCAGCCCUGCCUCUUCCUUGCGUUUCACCGGAGCUAACACCGCAGCGCUGAGCUUUUAUUAAUCGGCGACCUAUACACUGGCUUUGGGGAGGGCGAGGGAACGGGUCCGGUUUCUCCUUCCCUUUACGCUUGUACCGGUCCGCUGGUUCCCCUUCCAUCCGAGCAAAGGUGCUGGGUAGAAAAGCGAUGCAAACGUCACUUCCCAGGCGCGGGGAGGGCACCUUGGCGCUUCUUUCUUCCUGACCUCACUCUAGAACGGAUCCCUGGAAGCACUCCGUGCUCACAUUCGCCCAUCGUUUUCCUCUAGGAAGGUAUGCAGCUGGCGCGUAUCAUGGGAUUUUUUUUAUACACUCCAAGUAAUCUUGGAUUUCUUUGCACAUUAGAUCUGAUCAAAGCCAUGCUUUGGUGCCAGAAACACAAUGCAACUCAUGUUCGAACAUUUCAUUCGAUGCUAACUAGGCUUUUAGAACGAUGCUUAAUAAACAAACGUCUUUAUUUUUAAACUCGACCUGGUGUCUUGACACCAAAACUCCUUAAGGCUGUUGUUCAAACGGAGAGGCUGGUUACCAUCUGCCCAAGGGUGUGUAGCAACUGUCAAUCAACACACAAAUUAGCUUGGUUAAUGGGUUGUUUUACGAACGCAUACUUUAAAAAUGACUUGGGUAUAAUGAAGUCUUAUUAGGGUUAAGAAGAAUAUUUCAGGGAUCCUCAAUGUUUUGGUUUUCUUUUUCUUUUUUGUUUUGGUUUUGUUUUAUGAAGAAAAAUAUCAGAUUCAAAUAUAUUUUAUCUUGAGGUUUCAGUUUAAUCUAAAUCUGUGUCUUGUAUAUGUUGUGUUUAACCAUCCAACUGACUGUUACGAAAGUUCAGCAUUACGUCUCUCUCUCUGUAUACACUGUGGUGCACUUAACUUGUGGAUUUUUUUAUACUAAAAAAAAGUAGAAUAAAGACUAUUUUGAAAAUUUGAAUAAA